Messenger RNA from Anoplopoma fimbria (sablefish), 1821 nucleotides. RefSeq names its product protein INSYN2B (gene insyn2b). Gene Ontology annotation, biological process: inhibitory postsynaptic potential. The record is from RefSeq and is a predicted model, not a curated record. Bases 1 to 1821 code for a protein of 606 amino acids. Gene Ontology annotation, cellular component: postsynaptic density. The transcript has 3 exons. NCBI's taxonomy places the organism in Eukaryota, Metazoa, Chordata, Actinopteri, Perciformes, Anoplopomatidae.
AUGGGAAGGAGGGUGGCUGAUCCAACCAAUCCAGUGCCUGCGCUGGGGGUUCCCCUGGCAGGGGGGCGAUGGGGGCCGCUGUGCAGUGUCGGGGUGCAAACAUCUCCCGGACUGCGGACUCUCCCCUCCAUCAAACGGCACGGCAGCCAAGCGAACAACAAACAUCAGCAACUCACCAUGGCAACAGCCAAAACAACGACAGCGGAGACGGGGGGACUCAUCAGAAGUGACAGCAACAGUCUGCCAGUGUCCAAGGAGAGAUCUCAGAACGAGAUCAACAGCCUGACACAGGACGACAUGGGGUCACAGGGGUCAGGCAGCGGAGUUUACUGCCAGAUCAAAAGUAUGAACCCCAAGGACACGAGAGAUAAAAGGACAGCUCGGUAUACAAAUGGCAGUGUGGUGGCCUCGGAUGCGGUGGGAGGGGUUUGCACUGAGGCCACAGAAGGUCAGGAGCCUCCCAGAGAGAGGAGGAGGGUGCAGUCUCUGCGAGGGGAGGGCCAUCGCUCGGUAUUAAAGACCGGGAGUGUUUGUACGACCGUGCACGCCACCCCACCGCGGCCCUGUAGGGUGAUGGCGACUUCCCCGCCCAGCCUCUGUGGGACAUGUGGGAGGAGACGAUCACAGAUUACACCGUGCACGGGAGCAUGUCGCAGGAAGGCUGUCAAUCAAAUAACAGCCAGUCAGACUUUACCUAAUCCGCCACGGAAACCCAAUCAGUCAAGGAAAGAAUCUACUGUGGAAUCUCAGCAUUGCACCAAAAACACAGACACAGCAAACACCUCCACACACGCGUCAGCAAAGACUUCUCACAUACCACAGCUGUCACACACUAUACCAAAAACACACAGCUCCCAUUCCAACCACACGUCACACACCAGGAACAAAACCACAGAGUCAAAGCAGCAGACACGGCCUUAUUCGGCCGACUAUACUCAUUACAAGGACUCAGCCACGCAAACAGCAGACAUGCACAACAACACAGACAGGACCACAGCUACCACACAUACACAGCGACCACACACACCAUCUGCAGAAGCAAUAGAGCCACAUAAGACUGACAUAAACAAGUAUGAUUUGACAAAAAUCCAGCACACUGAUGAAAACACACACCAACGCGUAUCAGUCCGUAGCUCUUUUAAACAUCCGGCUCCUUCCCUCCACUGUGACUUAAAAUCUACCGACACCCCACCUCUACCACCAAAAAACUCUCCGAAACCCGCUCGGUCCAAACCGGCCACACCUGUAGCGCAGACUAAAAACACCCAAGAGGAAAUACACACACCCAAACAAACACCCUCGGAACGGAUCAAACUCAAGGACUACGCGAAACAGAAGAGCAGAUCAUUUGAUGACCACACUCUGCCUUGCAAGACUCAUAUAAAAGCACAAUGUAACGGGGCUCCGGGAGGGUUGUUGGUCGGACCCGCAGGGAGCAAACCACGCGGGCUGGAGAGACAGUUGCAGAGUGUGGAGGAGAACCUGCAGUCCAAUCAGGAGAAGAUCAAAGUGCUCCUCAACGUCAUUCAAGACCUGGAGAAGAGCAAGGCCCUCAGCGAAGGUCGCAGCUCAUACAGAACUGGUCAGGACAUUAACAACUGCCCCACCUGCCAAAAGACAGCCUGCAUCAUCUACAGUGUGGAGCAUGAUUUCCGACAGCAGGAGGGACGUUUCCAGGGAGUUAUGGAGGCUUUGGAUGGGGAGUAUGAUGUGCCUGCACCCACUCUGACCAAGCCCACGUCAGCCCCUUCCUCCUCCAGCCGACCCAGCACCAAGGCCCGUGUCAAGAAACUCCGCAAGAAGUGUUUCUGGUGGCUGUAA